Messenger RNA from Lotus japonicus, 1517 nucleotides. Its product is annotated as protein FAR-RED IMPAIRED RESPONSE 1-like. The record is from RefSeq and is a predicted model, not a curated record. Gene Ontology annotation, biological process: regulation of DNA-templated transcription. The transcript has 2 exons. The coding region runs from base 91 to 1509 and encodes 472 amino acids. Lineage: Eukaryota; Viridiplantae; Streptophyta; Magnoliopsida; Fabales; Fabaceae.
UGGGUUCAUGGAAUUGCGAUUGAAAAUGGAUAUGUUACGUUGAUAACAAAGUCAGAUUAUGGUGGGAAUGGAAGCAGAAAAGCUUAUGUCAUGUUGGGGUGCGAGAAGCAUGGUAAAUAUGUUCCUUAUAGAGACCCUGACCUUGUUGAAGGGACGAGAUCACAAAAGACAGGUUGUCCUUUUAGACUAAAAGGACGACCUAGGAAAAAUGGCAUAGAUAGAGAUUGGCGGCUAAAGGUGAUGGAAGAUAUACACAACCAUGAACCAGCUAGGUCACUACUUGGGCACAAUUUUGUUGGUCGUCUAAAACCCGGAGAGAAGGAGCAAGUGGGAAAAAUGACAAGGAGUUGGGUUCCACCGAGAAAGAUGUUGUUGACUUUGAAGGAAAACAAUCCUUCAAACUUGACUACCAUAUCUCAGAUUUAUGGUGUUUGCAAGAGGUUAAGAAAAUCCCUCCGCGGGGGAUUGACAGAAAUGCAACACUUGUUGAAGAAGUUGGACGGUGACAAGUAUGUCCACUUUGAAAGACAUGAGCCUGGAUCGGAAGUCAUUAGGGAUGUAUUUUGGGCUCAUCCAAAUGCUAUCAAACUGUUCAACACAUUUCCAUAUGUAGUGAUUAUGGAUUGCACAUACAAGACAAACAAAUAUGCAAUUCCCUUGCUUGAGAUUGUUGGACUGACUUCCACAGAUAAGACAUACUCCAUAACCUUUUGCUACAUUGUUAAUGAGGGCACAGAUGACUACGUUUGGGCACUGGAGUGUAUGAAGUCUCUAUUAGCUGAUCAAGCCAUGUUGCCUAAGGUGAUUGUUACUGACAGGGAUCUUGCCUUAUUGAGUGCUGCUAAGCAAAGCCUUCCUAACACUACACAUUUAUUAUGCUUGUGGCACAUCAACAAGUGUGUUUUGGCAAAGUGCAAACUCUAUGUUGGCACAGAUGAUUUUGCUGAGUUGGUUAUGAUGAAGUGGGCAGAGGUGGUGGAUGCUGCAACAGUUGAAGAAUUUGAAGUGAAAUGGAUGCAAUUGUUUAAUAUGUGCAAGGCAAAAUACAGCAACUUUACCUCCUAUUGUUCUACUACAUGGUUGGUUCACAAGGAGAAAUUCGCCAAGGCAUGGACAAAUCAUGUGAUGCACUUUGGAACAACAACAAGUAACAGGGCUGAGGGUGCACAUGCCAGUUUGAAGAAGAUGUUACGGGAUUGCAAGGGUGACCUGGCCACUUCAUGGGAUGCGUCGCAUAGUUUGACAUGUAAUCGACAUACUGAAAUAUUAGCAUCGUUUGAGCGCAGUAUUCACAGAAUUGAUCACAUUUUCAUGUUCCCAUUUUACACAAAUAUUAGAGGAUUUGUGUCAAACAAAUGCCUGCAGCUCAUCGACGAUGAACAUAUAAGAAUGAAGUCCUACGGCGGAUGCGAUUGCUUGUUGAGAGAGACUCAUGGACUACCUUGCGGUUGUGAACUUGCAGGUCACCGGUCAACCACUCUCUUGUCAAUUAAUUCUAUUUGUUAUUGAAAGUGACA